ACAGACUAGUAUCGUGUGAAAUUAAUCACCGAUGUCUAAUGAGAGAAAUCACAUUUUCUUUCGUUAUAAGCCUUGGAGGUGCUUUGCCAUCUACCUCUUUCAACAGCUAGUUUGUGGUUUGCAGAUCUGAACCUAAAUAAAACGCUGAGAUUCCCCUCACUAAAUGUAUCGAAUCCUUAGAUGCAACUAGAGCUUCAACGCUGCUGACCCGGCAAUAAAACAAAUAUGUUUACACGAGAGGAAUGUUUAUUGGACUUUCAGAAUAUUGGUACUAUAAAUGACGCGGUAGUACACAUGUAAAAACGGUUGAUUCAAAGUAAUUUACACACAAUGGAACGUUCACACUUUGUUUAUCGUGUGUUGGGUCCUUAUGAGAAAUCAACAGAGCCUCUAUCUGCAAGAUGUCCAGAUGGAUGUGUAACUGUUCGUGGACAUAUAAGAAGAACAUGUAAAACUACACAGUAUAUUUCAACAUCUGCAGAUCUCAAGGCGAAUAAAUCAUUUUUGAUGAAAGCAAAAAAUUAUUUAGUAAGUAAAUCGUUGGAUCGGCCCGAAAAAUAUAUAAUCGUAAGAAUCGACAUUAAAAAAUUGCAAAAGCUUAAGAAGGCGGCAAAUAUUGUGGAUCUUACAAAUCAAGAUACUUUGGACGAACAUAUUCCGAAGAGUCAAACUAGUCCUGACCGCGGAUUUAAUUACAAUUGUAGAUUAUGGGCAACCGAAACUCAAGGAGUUUUAAUAAGCAAUUGCGCUAUACCUGUCAAAUGUAUGAAAGUUGUUUAUUCCGAGCCAACCAUACUCUAUUAUCCAUUACUUCGAAAAAGUAAUUUGGAAAAUGUCAUUUUAAAUAACCAUGGCACAUUUAAAGGUUACUGCUUUUUGACUGCUGAAAAAUUAAAAGAGUUGUACAAUAGCAAUUAUAAAAUUGUGGCUAUUAGUAUUUGUAAAGUCACUGAGAUUAAAAGUUACACACUUAUUGACUUCACUGAGAAAGAUAUCUAUGAAGUUAAAUACAAAGGACCACAAAAGCUUGCAGAACUAAGACGCUUACAAGUUUUCCUAAAGGGCAACAUCGACAAGGAAUACUUUGAGUACCUAGAACGGCAAUCCGAUAAAGAUGACCUGUCUACACAAGCACAAAAAAUGACUUUAAGCCCAAAAGAUGCUGGCCACGCCGAAGCCUCUAUUUGGAGCUGCAAUUCAAGUAAAACAUCAGGCACAACGAGGUCAGAACAGAUGAAGCAAGAAAAGGGCAAGAAAACAAAGGCAAAUAAGACAGAACCGGCUCAAAGGGGGACAGUUGGUGGAGGCCAAACCACCAAAGCUAGCAAAGAAAAAACUGGUGAUGACAAACAAGAGGAGGAUGAGGAGGAGGGGUUUGCGGAAGAGGAGGAGGAGGAAGAGGAUGAGGAGGCAGAAGAGGAGGAUGAGGAGGAGGAAGAAGAGGAGUAUGAUAAUGAUGAUGACGAUGAGGAGGAAGUGAAGGAGGAAGAGGAGGAGGAGGAAGAGGAGGAUGAGGAGGAUGAGGAGGAGGAAGAGGAAUAUGAUAAUGAUGAUGAUGAGGAGGAGGAGGUGAAGGAGGAAGAGGAGGAGGGGGAAAUGGUAGAACAAACAUAUAUAAAGGAAACUCAACAUAAAAAGGUGGCAAACAGCCGAAGUGAUGCUGGCAAAGCCGCAGCCUCUAGUAGCAGCAAAUCGAGUAAAACAUCAGGCAAUCCGAGGUUAAAGCAGACGGAGCAAAAAGAGGGAAAGACGACAAAGGCAAAUCCGACAGACUCGGCUCAAAGGGGGGCAGUUGGUGGAGGCCCAUCCACCAAAGCUGGCAAAAAAAUGGAGGUGGAGGAAGAGGUGGAGGAUGAUUAUGAUGAGGAGGAUGAUGAUAAGGAGGAGAGUGAAGAACGAGCAGAUGAAAAGAAAACUAAACCUAAAAGCCGAAGUGAUGCUGGAAAAGCCGCAGCCUCUAGUAGCAGCAAAUCGAGUAAAACAUCAGGCAAUCCGAAGUUAAAGCAGACGGAGCAAAAAUAGGGAAAGACGACAAAGGCAAAUAAGACAGACUCGGUUCAAAGGGGAGCAGUUGGUGGAGGCCCAAACACCAAAGGUAGCAACACCAAAUAUCUGCUUCUAUAGUGGUUGUGGAUACCUAAUGAAUUUAGGUCAGGCCUUGUAUGUUGUUAUAAUUGACGUUGUGUUAUUUGAAGGACCCAAGACUUGUUUAUUCAGUUUAUAAUAAAUAGAAACAGCAAUCAUCUGGUGAUUUGUCUUGUACUUAUUUUAAUUAUUAAUUAUACUAAUUAAAAUCAUUUGUCUAAUAAUUUAGUACUAUUCAAUUGAGUAAUUGUUUUAAAAUAAAACGAUCAGCGAUUUUAUGACCAGGUAUGCCCAAGGAAGCGUUAUCAUUUAACAAGUAAAACAGCUUUGAUUUACGUUAUGUCCUGGGUAAUCGGAAAAAGUCAACUUUACUCCAUAUGUUUUUUUAAGGUUUUGAUUUCAAACUCCAUACCAAUAUUGACUGUGUUGAGACUUGCUGUGCAAAAGAAACGUGAUUUCGUGCAAGAUAUUUUAGAGUUAAUGCACUUUGAUAAUUUUAGACUUUUUUAACCGGAACAAGUCUACUUUUCUCCGUAACUCCAUAGUUUUUUUUUUAAUACUGACUUUAAACUUCAUACCCGCAUUGACUUUGUUGAGAAGCGUUGUGCUUAAAACAAAAACACAAAAAACUUAUUAUUUUGUAUAUGGUAGUUUUGGUAGAACCUUAAGACUAGUAAUUUAAUGGAAGUCAAUGAUACUUCUUAUUACAAGAAAGUCGUGUGGUUGGGGUAUUAAUCACAUCCAGUGGUAGCUCUAAUUCAUACAGUUAUUAAUUCCAUUUUCUUUAAUAAGACUGGUGUAGAAUGUAUUUGUGUGUUGUUUUUUUAUUUGACAUUGACUGUGUGUGUUCUGGAUGGUGAAGAAAAAACAGAUAAAAAGAAAACUAAACCGAAAAGGAUGGCAAAGAGGUGAAAUAAGCGUUUUUGUUUAAUGUAGAUAUGUUGCAAUCAUGGCAUGAUAAAUGUUUAGCACUUUUCUAGUUAUGUAAGCAUCACAAGUUAUACUACAUUUUUAAGACAUAAAAAAUAAGAAAUCCAUUAUUGAAACAAACGAAUUGUAUAUCUUUGUUACAUUUCAUGAAAGCAUGUCCAAAAAAGAGGAAACAUAUAGAAACAGUGUUGUUUUUGUAUAAGGUAUUUCAAAAUAGGUGUACAGACACGCUGGAUGACAGACCCUUCUGAGGCAUUUCUGUGAACGGCUCCUAGCACCGGCUUAAGCUGUAUUCUAUAUUUACGAAUCACUAUGGCAUAGUAAACAAUUUCGUAUGUCCAUAAAAUUAAUAACUACACAGUAGUAGUAGUAGUAUGAGUGACCACACAGUAAGCUGUACAGACACCAUAUAUAUAUUAAUGGCAGACUAAUAGCACAAACAUAUGGAUUUGAGGCCGUGACAUGAUACCAGCAAAAGUUUUUAGUGAGAGAAGAAAGGAGACUUCAGAUUAAAGGAAGCCAAACUAUGAACUUGGGGAGAAAUUGUUGAAAAUUGAAAAACAUACCGAAAUGUAUGAAUUAUAUUUAUGUGCAAGGUGUUUGUAUUUAUAAUUUCGUUUUAGAUUUAAAUAUAUUUACGUUGCUUAUCUAUUCUGGAGAAUCGUGUUUAAUUUCGAGUAUUUCCUUUAAAUGGGAUGUCAUGUUUAGGUUAUUGUCAUUCUUGUAUUUAGUAAGACGGUUACAAGAUGUUAUUCUACUCAUUGAAUAGUACUUGGCAGGGACGUAUGCGAAUAUCCAUUUUAAUAGUGUGCGUUUUGCAUUAUAUGCAUAUAUUUUCUAAAAAUUUCCUCAAAAUGGGUUUGCUUGGAUAUUUUGGGAAGGAGAGAAUUGUGUGCCGAAUGCCACUUUUUCAGAAUAAUAAUGUGGUAUCGGUAUGCUUUGUCUCUAUAAAUUUUAAGAUUAAUUUUACCCAAUUGAUAUGUUUUACCGUCGCAAAAAUGACUACUUUUUAUUUUAUUGAAUCAUUUUUAUAAAACUGUUAAAAUUGUGCUCCAAGUGUUAAACGUAACAAUCGCCGAAUUUCAGUGACGACCAUUUCAAGGAAAUCACAAAACAUUUAUUGAUAAGGAUUGUAUUAUAUUAAUGUUAUCUGUAUUCAUUGUUGUUAUGUAUUUCGUUGACUUGUUAUGCAUUGAUUUUUGUGCCUUAAAACAAUGUUAAAUGAGGCGCAUACAAACAAACUUAAAGAUAAGUAUCCAGUAGACUCGUGUUCCAGUGAACACAUGUUUCACUGACCGAUUAAAGGACGUAACGCUAUCAUUUAUGGCAUGUCUACGUAUGUCUCUAUUCAGUGCAGUGUAUUUUAAGUCAUAGUGUUGUGUCUCUAAACAGAGGUUAUACUCCAUGUUUUGACGAAUUGGCUUGUCCCUUUUGUUUUCAUUGCAUCAGCUUCAGUGCUUUGAUUUAGUAGGCUUUUUGUAUCCAAAUGUUAUUCUACAGUUAUGUUAUGAUAAUGUUUGAAUACACUUAUGCUAUAUAAUUCUCUGUAUGCUAUAUGCGUCUAUAUACGUCACGCUGCAAUUUUCAUUUCAAUAUUUACAUUUACUGGUUAGUUCUUGCUAGUUUUUAAUAUAUUUUUAGCUCACCAGAGCACGAAGUGCUCAAGGUGAGCUAUUGUGAUCGGUCUUUGUCCGUCGUCCGUCCGUCACACAGUCUGUCCGUCCGUCAACAAUUGCUUAAAAAACAUCUUCUCUGAAACUACCUGGCCAAAUUCAAUAAAACUUCCUUCGGUGUCCCUUUACAAAAUAACAACAAGGGGUCACGAUUGAUUAACAACAACAACAACAACAACAAAAUGGUUGACUUCCUGUUUUGCUUUAAAAAACAUCUCCUCUGAAACAACCAGUCCAAAUUUUAUGAAACUUUACAGGAAGCUUCCUUGGGUGACCCUCUACAAAAAUACAACAAGAGGUCACGAUUGAUCAACAACAAAAAACAGCAACAACAACAAAAUGGCUGACUUCCUGUUUUGCUUAAAAAAAAACAUCUCUUCUGAAACAACCACUCCUAAUUCAAUGAAACUUUACAGGAAGCUUCUUGGGUGACCCUCUACAAAAAUUCAAGAAGGGGUCACGAUUGAUCAUCAUCAACAACAACAACAACAACAAAAUUGCCAACUUCCUGUUUUGCUUUAAAAAAACAUCUCAUCUACCAGUCCAAAUUCUAUGAAACUUUAUAGGUAGCUUCCUUGGAUAACCUUCUACAAAAAUACAAUAAGGGGUCACGAUUGAUCAACAACAACAACAAUCUGGCCAACUUCCUGUUUUGCUUUAAAAAAACAUCUCCUCUGAUACUACCAAGCUUAAUUCACUGAAACUUAACAGGAAGCUUCAUUGCAUGACCAUCUACAAAAAUACAACAAGGCAUUGAGAUUGAUCAACAACAACAACAACAACAACAACAAAAUGACCGACUUACUGUUUUGCUUAAAAAAAUCUCUGGAACUACCCGGCCAAAUUCAAUUAAACUGUACAGGUAUCUUCAUUGCAUGACCCUUUACAAAUAUAAAAUAAGGCAUCGUCAUCAGCAAAGAUAUGUUUAAAUUGCAACAUUUUUAUUAAUGCUUUAUCACAGAGUUGUGGCCCUUUGCUUGGGUGAGCGUUUUGGGGUCAUCAUGGCCCUCUUGUUCAUAUUACUAUACUAUUUUCUUUUACAUAUACUCUGUAUAUCAUAUGGUGAUUAGUUAAAACAAUUUCAUCUAUAUAUUCUUUAUCAUACAUGGUAUUCAUUAAACUUUAGA
Messenger RNA from Mya arenaria, 5815 nucleotides. RefSeq lists its product as uncharacterized. NCBI's taxonomy places the organism in Eukaryota, Metazoa, Mollusca, Bivalvia, Myida, Myidae. The transcript has 10 exons. The record is from RefSeq and is a predicted model, not a curated record. The coding region runs from base 331 to 2022 and encodes 563 amino acids.